CUGGGUUUGAAUUUCUAAAAAGUCUUUAAAAGAUGGAUAUGCACAUGGAGGUAAAUGGUUCAGGUGAUGUUGAACCGUAUGGAGGAAAAAGUGCUUUCAGCCAAAUGGAGCACAACAUCGUGGCUGGAUAUCUGAUAACUGCAGGUGUCAUCAGUUUGGCCAGUAACAUCGUGGUUCUGCUGAUGUUUAUGAAGUUCAGGGAGCUUCGCACCGCCACUAAUUUCAUCAUCAUCAACCUGGCCUUCACUGAUAUUGGAGUGGCUGGUAUCGGUUAUCCCAUGUCUGCCGCCUCAGACAUCCAUGGGAGCUGGAAGUUUGGUUACACUGGCUGCCAGAUUUAUGCGGCCCUCAACAUCUUUUUCGGCAUGGCCAGCAUAGGCCUGCUGACUGUGGUGGCUAUCGAUCGCUAUCUCACCAUCUGCAGACCAGACAUCGGUCAGAAAAUGACAGUUAGAUCUUACAACAUCCUCAUUCUGGCUGCCUGGCUGAACGCUGUGUUCUGGUCCUCCAUGCCCAUAGUAGGCUGGGCAGGAUAUGCCCCCGACCCCACUGGAGCAACUUGCACCAUCAACUGGAGAAAGAACGAUGCAUCCUUCAUCUCCUACACGAUGGCGGUGAUUGCAGUGAACUUUGUUGUUCCUCUGUCAGUCAUGUUUUACUGCUAUUACAAUGUCUCUGUAACUGUGAGGCGAUACAAAGCCAGCAACUGCCUGGACAGCAUCAACGUCGACUGGUCUGACCAGAUGGACGUUACCAAGAUGUCUAUCAUCAUGAUCAUCAUGUUUCUGGUUGCCUGGUCUCCUUACUCCAUGGUGUGUCUCUGGGCAUCGUUUGGUGAUCCAAAGACCAUUCCUGCCCCAAUGGCCAUUAUUGCUCCCCUCUUUGCAAAGUCCUCGACAUUCUACAACCCCUGUAUCUAUGUCAUUGCCAACAAAAAGUUCAGGAGAGCCAUUAUCGGGAUGAUCCGAUGCCAAACAAGGCAGCAAAUCACAAUCAAUACCCAGGUUCCAAUGACGAUCUCCCAGCAGCCUCUAACCCAGUGA
Messenger RNA from Cyprinodon variegatus (sheepshead minnow), 1043 nucleotides. It is a transcript of the gene rrh, whose product is annotated as retinal pigment epithelium-derived rhodopsin homolog. The transcript is spliced from 7 exons. The record is from RefSeq and is a predicted model, not a curated record. Gene Ontology annotation, molecular function: G protein-coupled receptor activity. Bases 33 to 1043 code for a protein of 336 amino acids. Gene Ontology annotation, biological process: G protein-coupled receptor signaling pathway; visual perception. NCBI's taxonomy places the organism in Eukaryota, Metazoa, Chordata, Actinopteri, Cyprinodontiformes, Cyprinodontidae. Gene Ontology annotation, cellular component: membrane; photoreceptor outer segment.